Molecule: messenger RNA, 2031 nt
Organism: Vombatus ursinus (common wombat)
Lineage: Eukaryota; Metazoa; Chordata; Mammalia; Diprotodontia; Vombatidae
Gene: TCEA3
Product: transcription elongation factor A3
Exons: 11
Coding region: 84-1163 (359 amino acids)
Biological process (GO): transcription elongation by RNA polymerase II; DNA-templated transcription
Cellular component (GO): nucleus
Molecular function (GO): nucleic acid binding; zinc ion binding
Source: RefSeq, a predicted model, not a curated record
GAGGCAGAAGACCCCCUGGCCGGGCCCGGGCCGCAUCUUCGUCCUCCCCCCGGCCCGCGCGAGCCCGAGGACACGCCGCCAGCAUGGGGCAGGAAGAGGAGCUGCUGAGAAUCGCCAAGAAACUGGAUAAAAUGGUGUCCAGGAAGAACACGGAAGGAGCCCUGGAUCUCCUGAAGAAACUGAAUGGCUACAAGAUGUCAAUACAGUUACUACAGACCACCAGGAUUGGGAUUGCCGUCAAUGGGGUCCGUAAGCACUGCGUGGAUAAGGAGGUAGUGGCAUUGGCCAAAGUUCUCAUCAGGAACUGGAAACGUCUUCUGGAUGCCCCUGAGACCCCCAAAAAGGAGAAAUCGAUGGAAAGAGAAAAAGGGAAGAAGAAAGAGCAAGAUGUUGACCUUUCUGACUGGAAACCACUGGGGGCUUUUUCCCCACAGAGCAAAAGCCCAAGGGAAGACCCCAAGGACAGGAGAGACUCUUCCGAGUCUGGGUCCUCCUCCACCGUCUCCUCCUCGUCUUUCUCUUCCUCCUCCUCAUCUCCUCAGAAGAGGCCAGUGGAAAGAUCUAACAGCAGCAAAGGGAAAGUGGAGACCCCAAAGACACCCACCAGCCCCUCUUCUCCUACAUUUUCUCCAUCCGUCUGUUUCUUGGCCCCCUGCUACCUCACAGGAGACUCAGUCCGGGACAAGUGCGUUGAGAUGCUGUCCGCAGCCCUGAAGAUGGAUGGUGAUUACAAAGAAUAUGGAGUCAACUGCGAUAAGAUGGCAUCAGAAAUCGAAGAUCAUAUAUAUCAAGAACUGAAGGGUACAGACAUGAAAUACCGGAAUAGGGUGCGCAGCCGAAUCAGUAACCUCAAGGACCCCAGGAACCCCAACUUGAGGCGGAACGUGCUUUGCGGGGCCAUUUCCACCAGCCUCAUUGCCAAGAUGACGGCUGAGGAAAUGGCGAGUGAUGAGCUGAAGGAGCUGAGGAAUGCCAUGACUCUGGAGGCCAUUCGGGAGCACCAGAUGGCUAAGACCGGGGGCACCACAACUGACCUCUUCCAGUGCAAUAAGUGUAAAAAGAAGAAUUGUACCUACAACCAGGUGCAGACUCGAAGUGCUGAUGAACCCAUGACCACUUUCGUCUUAUGCAAUGAGUGUGGCAACCGCUGGAAGUUCUGCUGAGUGGUUGCCGGCCGGGCCUGUGGUAGAUACAUCAAAGAAACCUGAAGAAGAAACCACAUGGCCCACCUACCUGGAGCAUGGAGAGCAAUGCUCAGAUGCGAAAGGGAGUUUGGGUGCUGCCAGCUGACCCUCCUCAGAAGACGUAGCCAGCUUUGACCUCUGGCCUCAGAGCUUUCCCUAGUGGGAGAGAGGGGGCACUUUUACAGGGAAAGUCCAAAUCGGAUGAGCUCUGACCUGUGGUUGUGCCUCCCCAAAUCCUGCAGUAAAGUGGAAAUAUGAGCUUACUUGAGGAUUCACAUAGAAUGCCAAAACUGCCAGAGGAAUUAGAAUCUAGACUGUCAGAAAUCGAGGCAUUUUAGGACAUAGACUAUGCAAGCUGUGAGGGAUUUUUGAGACCAUCUGGUCCACCCUCCUCAUUUUAUAGAGGGGAAACUGAGGCCCAGAGAGGAGAAAUCACUUGCCCUAGGUGGCAGAGAAAGCUAGUGUCAGAAAGAGAACUAGACACUGGCACCCCACAUCAGGGCUCUUCCCCCUGCCCCAUCCUUCUCCUUGGGAUCGAUUGUGCGAACACAAGGACAUCGAGUCCUUCCUCAGUGAUUAGUUCUCAAGUUUUUCUCCACGAAAAAUAUGAGGCUGACAAAAGCGACAUCCCUGUCUGUCCCAUCACUUCCUUCAUCUAGCAACCAGUAUGUCAUUUGGUCUAAAAUUAGGUCUGAUAUAGUACAAUAGAAACAACACAAUCUUUGCAUUCAGGGAUUGUGGUGAUGAGUAGUUUUCAGUCCUAUCCGACUCUUCUUUGACCUCAUUUGGGAUUUCUUGGCACAGGUACUGGAGCGAUUUGCCAUUUCCUUCUCCAGCUCAUUUUACA